Molecule: messenger RNA, 2936 nt
Organism: Ectocarpus siliculosus
Lineage: Eukaryota; Phaeophyceae; Ectocarpales; Ectocarpaceae
Source: the annotation of a GenBank genome assembly
AUGUCGUGGCUGACGAAAAGCGAGGGGGAGGGAGCUCAGACGAAGGAAACCAAGCUACGCGACAACGGUUCUAGCGACGCAGGAAACGAGCAGGGCACCGCUGCUGCGCUGGAGCUGGCAGCCGCCGUUAUCGCAGCUGGCUUGACGUCGGGGUCAUCUGAUUUGUCUCGGAGAAUGAUGGACACCCUCCGUUGGGAGGGACAGGCUCCGCCCUUGGAAGACAAGCUGGUUGGUAUCGCAAGUCGAGUGAGGUGGAUGUACCUUGUCCGUCUUGCCGUGGAGCUCGGUCUCUGCGAUUUGAGCGAAUGGCAAGAAGUUUCGAACCUGUUGGCCGAACCUAAGAAACCGAUCGACUUAGGAAGUCUUUACGAGACCCGGCAAGGUAUCCACGCUUUAUUCCAUGGCUUCCGUGGCGGCGACGGUCCUCUCCUUCUUGACGGUGUUUUUCCGAGGUCGACGGAAUCACGAGGGGAGCUGGUAAGCUUAAUAGAACGGGGCCAAGCUCGCUUGGCGAAGUUGAACGUACUGCUACGCGCCCUCUGGAGCGAGUCUGCGGGCACUGGACGCGGCAGUUUUGAAGAUCGCACGGAAGCCCUCAACACUCUCGUUGGGGUGAUGGUGGGUGAAAGCCAACUCCACCCAAACUUUGCUCUGAAGCUAUUCUCCGCUCUGGGUCUUGAUGUCAUUCGUCGAGCCAAGUCCGGUCCCGAUAAGGUUCCGCAAUCUCUCCAGGGCGACAUCGCAAACCUGGGCUUGUCGUCCGGAGGUGUGUUGAGCGAAGCAAGUCAACGAGCGGCAUUGGCCGUGACCAAGCUGGCCGCACUUGCGAGAAUUUCGGAGGCCCUCAGCAAGAGUCGUGACGAGCUCUCCCUUGAUGUCGCGCAACGCGGCGCAGCACUCCAGGCCGAGCUUCGGGUGCAAGGCGGCGUUCCGGAUGCCGCGAUGGUUGGCUCGAAUCACAGCAGUGAGCAAGCGCUCGCAAGUCCUACGGACCGGCGUACACCGGAUCCUAUGAAGCAAGACCGCCAUCGCCUCGAUGCGAGAGGAAAUUUGCUCGAAAUCUUUGCCAAGAUAGCCAGCGCCAUGCCUUGUGAUCCCGACCAGGAUGUUGCAAGCGCCUGGCGCACGAUGCAGGCAAGGAUAGAAAGACCGCGCGGUGACGAAGAGGUCGAGUUGGAAGCUUUCGAACUCGCUAUGGACGCCCAGGCGUUAGAGACCCUUCGGGAGAGUCUACUAGAGGCCAUCCACAGGCCGGAACGCAACCUCUUCGACCUCCCCGUCAGCGUCAACGAAGAGAUCGAACAACCUCUUAGCGGCGGAAUACGGCUGAUAACUGCACCGCUGUCUGGUUCAGAGGUGACACAUGACGACGAAAAGAAGGCCCUUCAACGCCAGGCAGAAGCGGUUCGGUACAAGAACGCGAUGAACAUCGUUGCAAGGACAGGGUUGGCUCUUCCAUCGCCAGCUGGAGUUGGGACUCCUUCCCUGACCGCGUUUGUGGCGGCAGCGAAACACGCGAAGAGGUGGAGAUCCGCGGCGCAAGACGAUGGGUCCGGGCUUGGUCGACCAGAACUGGAGCGCCUAAACUCUAUCAUGGAAAUGCGCAUUACGAACCUCUCUGACCAGCUCGCCACGCUCGUCCGAAGCAAGAACGUCGAACCAGGCACAGCAAAGCAGACGAAGGCGGACCAUGAGGUGGUGUUGUCUCCAGACGAUUGGGUUAAAAGGUUUGAAGCACUAUUAUACGGGAAGUUCGUAAAGGAAAGCAGGAACGAGGAACGAAAACGAGAAAUGGAGAACGAGGGCCCCUUGUUCGUAGCUUCGCCCCCCUGUUUGUAGUUUCGCGUCAGUUCGGUCGGAACAUCGCGGUUUUAUUUUACGUCGGAGGAAACGUGGACGAAAUCCAAGUUCGAUUGCUUCCUUAGAAGGCGUUGCUCGGGGAACAAAUACAUAUUUCGCUUCGUCAGCAGGGGUCAUUGGUGCUUAGUUACCUUUCUCUCUCGAGCGCUCUCUCUCACGCCCUCUGAGCGUCUCCGGAAGAGCUUUAGCGAGGCUGCCAGCCGAAAACGACAAGAGCUUCUGUCAGUGUGCAUUGCUCGUGUCAGCUUGAACUGUUGUUGUUGUUCUAGCUGUUGGUUUCAAACAGAGCCCGUGCCGACGUGUAUACGUGUGAACCCAAUGCCACGGUUAACCAAGCUGUCGAGGGACAAAUUGCGGUGGUUGAAGGCCACAAAACCGCAAAAACAAACCAUUCACUAAAUAUGAGGCCGAAUACCAAGGAAGCAUUAGACAAAGAGAUGUGGAAGACCAUUUCCACGAUGUUGCUCAGCGACACCAUGACUUUUGUUAAACCCCAGGGAAAGGCAGCGGCUCAACGCAAGGAUACGGAUACGCAAAGAAAAACUCCAUGGCAUGGAGACGAGGCUCCGGGAUAUAAGAAAAGGCGACAAAGGCAGAACUGGUGACGUGGAGGCUAUAUGGAUGUCGGAAGAAGCGAGACUUGAGAUGGAAACGAAUCUGCUUCUGAUUUCCAGGAAGAUUGCCAAGGCGAACUUUCUGCUGCGAAAAAUGCGGUCUCGAUGGGAUAUUUUCAGAGAGAGGCACAGGCAUCUGGCCCCUCUUGUACAUGACAGGCUGACCCAGAGCGACACGUUCAAGAAUGGAGCAUCUGGCGCCAGAGUAAUUACUGAGACAUCACCCCGUGAGAGGUCACAACGACCACCACCAACAUCGUCUUCCGUUGUUGACGCUCAGGCCGGAGGCAGUCGCGUCAGUGGUUGAUUUGCUUCUCGUCGCCGGCAUCGACGUGAGGGGCAACUCCCGCCGGAGGACAAGAAAUAUGACACGUUGUCACACGCUUCCCAAUCGCAGUGUGGAACUAGAGGAUUGGUAGGAGCAGAGCCUUGGCGGCAUCAAUACAUGGCGAGCGGUGAUUA